GCCAGUCACCGGCGGCGCGAGUAUAAAAGGGAGACGGACGAUGGAUAUUGCUCUGUCGCACGUUUACCCUCUACAGUAUUUUUUUUCUAUGAGGGGAUGCCUCAGUCCACUGUUUACCUCGUUACGGGCGCUAACCGCGGGAUCGGCCUUGCCAUUGUCACAUCUCUCGCCGCUCGGCCGAACGUUGUCGUCUUCGCAGGUGCUCGCGACCCCGCUCACGCUACCGAGCUCAACGCACUUGCGAACGCGCACCCCGACCGCGUCCACGUCCUCAAGAUCGUCUACGCCGAUAAGGAGAACAACAAGGCCGCCAUUGAAGAGGUCAGGCGGCUGGCAGGGCGCCUAGACGUCGUCAUUGCGAAUGCGGGGAUCCAUAAGUGCUACGCACCGGCUCUCGAGGUGCCGGCGGAGGAGAUGAUCAAGCAUUUUGAGGUCAACACCAACGGGGCUCUGUUCCUCUUCCAGGCGGCGUAUCCGCUUUCGAAGGAGAGCAAAACACCCAAGUUCGUGGCCGUAUCCUCCGUUAUAGGGAGCAUCACGAUGGCCGCGCAGCUCCCGGUCAACGUAUACCCCUACGGCGCAUCUAAAGCUGCCAUCAAUUGGAUUAUGCGCAAGCUGCACCACGACUUCCCUGACUUUGUCAUAUUCCCCAUCAACCCAGGCGUCGUCGAAACUGACAUGGCGAAGACGAGUCGCGAGAAGGACCCUGGUACGAAUGUGCUGGGCGAGUCGCUGCCGUCCAUCACGGCGGACGAAAGUGCGCGGGCUAUGCUCGAGCAAAUCGAUAUCGCGACGAGGGAGACGCACGACGGACACUUCGUCGAUUAUAGCGGGUUGGGGAAGUGGGGGUGGUAGAGGGUGCAUAGAAAAUUAUGAUUUGCAAGUGACUUGUAGGCUGAGACGAGGAGGGGUGAGGACUUUCGUUGAUGCGCGUCGACGCUGUCACGGUUCGUCACGCAGUUCGGAGCGAGCGCGCCGAUUUCCCGGUCACUUUGUUUCUUACCACGACUACGACUACGGUACUGCUUGGCAGGUGACCCGCUGGUAUU
This is a messenger RNA of Schizophyllum commune H4-8, 1049 nucleotides long. RefSeq names its product NAD(P)-binding protein. The coding region runs from base 97 to 855 and encodes 252 amino acids. NCBI's taxonomy places the organism in Eukaryota, Fungi, Basidiomycota, Agaricomycetes, Agaricales, Schizophyllaceae. The transcript is spliced from 4 exons. The record is from RefSeq and is a predicted model, not a curated record. Gene Ontology annotation, molecular function: oxidoreductase activity.